AUGAUGCUUAGCGUUACUUCUCUCCUGUUGCUGAGUCUUUGUGUGAAACACGCUUUCUGCUUUUCUGAAGCGAGAGUGCCAGGAGGCUUCAAUUAUCCGUGCGUACCAAACGAGGAACAACGAUUACUUUACGCGCCCAUUCUUCAAUCUAAACUGGUCGCAGAUGGAAUCGCGAACCCAAAUCCUUUUGAUCUAUUAAGCGUCUCUUCCCAGAUUGUCGCCGGAAAAAAUUACAAAUUUGUGGUCAAAUUCAUUGACAAUACUUGCAUGGAACUCAAAUUUUAUCAACCUCUUGGCGAAGAGCUACACAAGAUGCACCUAACCGGCGGCGAGACUGUUCCGUGCAUUCAACCUCUCUUGCCAUGUAGGCCAAUGUGA
Molecule: messenger RNA, 378 nt
Organism: Dicrocoelium dendriticum
Lineage: Eukaryota; Metazoa; Platyhelminthes; Trematoda; Plagiorchiida; Dicrocoeliidae
Source: the annotation of a GenBank genome assembly